This is a messenger RNA of Chiloscyllium plagiosum (whitespotted bambooshark), 4359 nucleotides long. RefSeq names its product ectonucleotide pyrophosphatase/phosphodiesterase family member 3-like. Gene Ontology annotation, cellular component: cell surface. Gene Ontology annotation, molecular function: phosphodiesterase I activity; dinucleotide phosphatase activity; nucleic acid binding. The record is from RefSeq and is a predicted model, not a curated record. Lineage: Eukaryota; Metazoa; Chordata; Chondrichthyes; Orectolobiformes; Hemiscylliidae. Gene Ontology annotation, biological process: ATP metabolic process; nucleoside triphosphate catabolic process; inorganic diphosphate transport.
CACACACACAGCUCUUUCUCGCGUCUUGUCUCCUUUUUUAUGUGGGUAGCAGUUGCACCGUUCUAGUCUUAACAAAAAGCUAUAAAGUUGAGGGAGAUGGAUCCCGAGAAAGGCGGGCAAGGGUACAAAGCUCAUUACUCCAACGAGGAGCAACAGGCGUCCAUGCUGCAGGCAGGAUCGGAGCCGACAGCGAAGAGGCGGAACCAGCUAUGCAGCUCCAAGCGCCGAGUGAUCUUUGUGGUACUGAUCAUGUUUGUGUUAGUUUUGCUACUUGGAUCUGGACUUGGACUUGGCCUCAGAUCAAGUAAACAAGUGGCAGGUGAGAAAACCUGGUUGCAGGAUGACUGUGAAGAUGUUGACACACCUCAGUGCCCAGAAGGGUUUUCACAGCCUCCUUUGAUCUUGUUUUCAUUAGACGGAUUCAGAUUUGAUUAUUUGCAGAAGUGGUGGAGUUCUGUGCCUGUUAUAAACAAACUGCGUACCUGUGGUGUGCAUGCUCCAUAUUUGACGCCAGUGUACCCAUCCAAAACCUUUCCUAACCACUACACAAUCAUCACAGGUCUAUAUCCAGAAUCUCAUGGUGUAAUUGACAAUCGCAUGUAUGAUGUGGACAUGAAUGCCUCUUUUAGCCUUCGAACAGAGGAAAAAUUCAAUCCCCUUUGGUACAAAGGACAGCCUUUGUGGUUGACAGCAAUGUAUCAGGGUCUGAAGACCGGUACCUUUUUCUGGCCUGGAUCUGAAGUCAGGAUAAAUGGAACAUAUCCAAACUUUUACAAAGUGUAUGAUGGCUCUAUUCCAUAUGAAGAAAGAGUUUUCACUAUUCUUAAGUGGCUUGAUUUGCCAAAGGAAAGCAGGCCUGACUUUUACACGCUGUAUUUGAGUGAACCAGAUCACGCAGGGCAUGUAAAUGGGCCUAAUAGCAAUAAAAUGGCAAAAGCACUAGAAAAGGUGGACAUGAUAGUCGGAAUGCUGAUGGAUGGGCUCAAGCAAAGAAAUCUAACACAAUGUGUCAACCUUAUUCUGUUAUCUGACCAUGGAAUGGAACAAAUUGACUGUAACAAGGUUGUAUAUAUGAGUGAAUACUUAGAUAAAGUCGAAAACAUUGAAAUGCGUUAUGGACCAGCUGCUCGAAUAAGAGCCAAAAAUGUCCCCGAGGAUUAUUACACAUUUGAUUCAGAAGGUCUUGUAAAAAACCUUACUUGCAGGUCACCAAAUCAACACUUUACGCCCUAUCUGAAGCAGUUCUUGCCAAAGCGCUUCCAUUAUGCCAACAGUAAAAGAAUUGAAGAUGUUCAUUUGUAUUUGGAUCCACAGUGGCAGGCCGGCCUCAAACCACCGAUGAAAUAUUGUUCAGGGGGAUUUCAUGGUUCUGAUAAUCAAUUCAAGAAUAUGCAGGCCAUCUUUUUAGCCCAUGGGCCUGCAUUUAAAACCAAAACUGAAGUUCAACCCUUUUUAAACAUUGAAGUCUAUAAUCUGAUGUGCGAUUUGUUGCAGAUCAUUCCUGCACCCAACAAUGGGACUCAUGGGAGUCUAAAUCAUCUUUUAAAGAAACCUGUCUACAACCCUACCCAUUCCAAGGAAGUAUCCUCAGCAUCAUCUUGCUCUUCGACAGACUUUAUAUCAACUGUAAUUCCACAAACAAAAUGCUUAUGCAGUUCUGUGGAAUCAUUACCUGCAGAUGCAUGCAAGGAAUUAAAACUCUCCUCAACUGAAGUUAAAGGGGCUAAUGAGCAUCACUUGCCAUAUGGACGACCAAAAGUUUUGCAGAACAAUAGUAAGUGGUGCCUCCUGCAUCAACAUUUAUAUGUAAGUGGAUACAGCCAUGACAUUCUAAUGCCAUUGUGGAGUGCAUAUACAGUCGACAAAACAGAAAAUUCACUUGCUCCUUUACCAAACAUUUUAGACUGUGUGCUUGCUGAUGUUCGAAUUCCUUCUACCGUAAACCAAAGUUCAUACAUUAAUGAAGAUCAGGACAUAACUUAUGGAUUCCUUUAUCCACCCAACUUGAAAUCUGGACAGUAUCAGUUUGAAGCUGUAUUUACCAGCAACCUUGUCCCUAUGUACAAAGCCUUUCAAAAGAUAUGGAAUUAUUUUCAUAAUGUUUUGCUGUUGAAGUAUACUGAGCAGAGAAAUGGUAUCAAUGUGAUCAGUGGACCUGUGUUUGAUCGAAAUUACGAUGGGCGGUUUGAUACUCCUGACAUAAUCCAAGUGAAAGUUAACAAUAUGGAAAUCCCUAUUCCAACUCACUACUACAUUAUCCUUACCAAUUGCAAGGAUACCUUGAGAACCCCUCUAACAUGUAAUACCUCAGUGGAUGUAUUGGCUUUCAUUCUGCCUCACAGACCUGACAACAGUGAGAGCUGUGCAGAUGGCAAAGACGAAUCCCAGUGGGUUGAGAAGCGAAUGUGGGCCCACAGAGCACGAGUGAGGGAUGUGGAGCUGAUCACAGGACUUGAUUUUUAUCAGGACAGAAAGCAGCCAGUCAAUGAGAUUUUACAGCUGAAGACGCAUCUGCCAUCAGAUGAAGUCUAAAUAUAACUUGUUUAUUUUUAAAAGGCUUGUGAAAUAUACCAGGGCAUUUUUACAUUCUUAAUGUAUUUAUUUUGUUUAUGCAUAUUUGUAAUUAUGAAAUUCAGCACUUUGGAUGUGCUUUAAAAGAAGUUCUAGUAAUAUCCAAGAGUAUCAGGGCACACAAUGUUAUUAAAGUGCAGUACAAUGAAAGCUCAUUAAUUUCAUUGGGAAUUUUACCUACUUUGUUUUCAACUUCAGAUUAUUUUAGAAGCACAAUUUAUAGCAAAAAUUUGAUUGAAAAAAGAUUAAGGAGAAUUGCAUUGGAAGUUACUAUCCAUGUCUCAUUUCAUGUAUUCGUUACCAUUUGGCUUUAGGAUUUAAUAAAUUGUAGAAUCUGACCUACAUAAACCGACAACUCUUGUCACACCUGAAAGACCUCGGUACAUGACAUGAAAUUGAAUACUUUACUUAACUACAUAAUAUAAUCAACAUAGUAAUUUGCACCAUCCCUAAUCACCAUAACAAUAUAUUUGGUAGAACAGGAAUCAUAUAGUAUUACACUACUUAAUACCAGUAACAAAAUGCAAUUCUGCAGGUUGUAAUAAUGCUUGUCAUAAUAAGUAGUUUCCAAAUUAAAUCUCUAGCUUGGGCUUUGUAAAUGAAGUUUCAGGUAGUAACAAGUUAAAUAAUGUUCAACCGUUGAAUCAGUUGCACUGAUUCAGGUUUUGUUAGUUUGUCUUUUACUAUCUUCCUGCUUAAUGAUCAUCUUAAUAUCCUUUGUUCUGUACCCUUCCAAAUAAUCCUUUUUCAAAAUUUUCUAUGUAAGUUUUUCCAGUAUCACCUCUAAAACUGUCUCAAAUUAGUUAUAUGACAUUCAACUAUUAAUUACCAGAAAUUGAAUAUGAUUAGACCAUUAAUGGAAAUAAGUGCUGUCUUCAAUUAAUUGAAAGGAGGCAAUUCAAUUAGAACUGUAUCAAAUUAAUUAUUUUAAUAGCAUGACUUUAAUAACCAAUUUUAUUUCAUUUAAAGAAUUUUACAGCACUAGGUUAUUGCUCAUAAAACAAGGUGAUAAAUUCCUUUUGAACUAGUCCAAGUUUUUUUUUAAUGCCUACACUAAUAUUUUUACUGGUUCCAAGUUCAAAGAAGAUAAUUUCCAGUAUCUUUUUUUAUGGUCAGGAACUUCCUCACCUCAACUUCAGUUUAGAUGUAUUGAAUGGGUUUUCUUCUGAACUUCCAGCAGGACGGGGGAAAGUUUGUAUCCAUUGGAACAAACCACUUGGGAGCAGGGACGGGCAAUUUGACCCUUUCAGCCUGCUCCACCAUUCAAUAGUUGAAAUAAUCGUGGCUGAUCUAGUUGUAGUCUCAGCUCCAGUUUUAUGAUUGCACUUCAUUAACCAUGAUUUUCUUGUCAAUCCAAAAUCUAUUGAAUUCAGCCUUGAAUAGCUUCAAAGACCAAGCCUUCCACAUAAUAGGGAUCCCUGAAAAAGAGAAAAAAAAUCCUCAUGUCCCUGUUCUAAAAUUGAGAGCCCUUAUUCUUAAAUUAUUCCUGCUUUUUGUCUUCCCAUAAAGGGAAACAUCCUUCCGGAAUCCACCUGGUCCCGUCUCCCCAAGUUCUUAUCUGUUUUCCAUUAUUCGUUGAUACAACAUAAACCCUCUAGUCGCCACUUUAGGAAAAGAAAAUGGUUCAUGCUGAUCAUUCUUUAUAGUAUUGUCUGUACUAUAGUAUUGAUUGGAUUAAUGUAACAGGGUCACCCUUGCAAUGAAACCUGUAAUUUGCCUAAUAUUUGGCAGUGUACAUUUAUUAUGAUUAUGUUCCUCAAUUAAUAAUAAUUAAAAUAACAGAACUGA